Messenger RNA from Penicillium angulare, 321 nucleotides. RefSeq lists its product as uncharacterized. The coding region runs from base 1 to 321 and encodes 106 amino acids. The record is from RefSeq and is a predicted model, not a curated record. NCBI's taxonomy places the organism in Eukaryota, Fungi, Ascomycota, Eurotiomycetes, Eurotiales, Aspergillaceae. The transcript has a single exon.
AUGACACGCGAACCCCAAAAACUAAGCAAAGAAUUCCUAAUGCUGGAAGAGAAAGAAAAAGAAAUCGAGCGUUGCAGAGAUACAGGUGCUUUGCAAUGGUACAGACUCAAAUUCUGGUUCCAAUACGACGAUCAAAUCACUUGGAGAUGGCGCGAUCCCCUCCAACUCGAAAUGGAACUUCUAGAAACAGCCCAACGCGAAAUAGCGCUUGAAAUAAAACUCACAGUCCUGAGCCCCACAAACCAAAACCAAAAGCAAGACCAAGACCAAGACCAAGAUGUGAUAAUGACAAACUUCGAAGAAAAAGAAUCUUCAGAUUAG